AUGGCUGCAACCGGGAAGCGUCCCGAGAUCAUUGAGCUUUCCCGCGAUCUCCGUGGUAUCCCGCAAUGCGGGGACUACGAACGUAUGAUUUCAGGAAUGAUGUAUAAUCCCAACACGCCGAUGUUGCUCGAGGCGCGGCACCACUGCCGCGGCUUGACUAGGGACUACAACGACCUAGAUACGAAGACCAUUCCAUACGACCAAGUUUUUGAAAAACGACUCGAGUUACUGCGUAAUCUCUGCGGUAAAGUCGGAGAUGGUACCUUCGUGGAACCGCCAUUUAGGCCAGACUAUGGCUGCAAUAUGAUUAUCGGAAGCAAUUGCUUCAUUAACUGGAACUUGACUGUUUUGGACACAAGUCUUGUGGUUAUUGGUGACAGGGUUCAAAUUGGCACCGGCGUGAGCCUUUUGACUGCGGGGCACGAUACAAGUAUACUUUCGCGUCAGAAGUUCGUUGAGUUCGGUCACCCAAUCUUCAUUGAAGACGACUGCUGGAUUGGCGCCAAUGUGGUUAUCUUACCCGGUGUUCGAAUUGGAAAAGGCAGCACAAUUGGAGCCGGAUCGGUUGUCACUAAAGACAUUCCUCCAUUCUCGGUUGCAAUUGGCACUCCCUGUCGUGUGAGGAAGACUAUUCAAUCAGCAGAGGAGGAGGAGCGAGACCCUGAGAAUCCCUACCGGGACCUAUCGCGCGAGCACUAG
Penicillium daleae is the source of this 699-nucleotide messenger RNA. RefSeq names its product sugar O-acetyltransferase. Lineage: Eukaryota; Fungi; Ascomycota; Eurotiomycetes; Eurotiales; Aspergillaceae. The transcript has 3 exons. Gene Ontology annotation, molecular function: acetyltransferase activity. Bases 1 to 699 code for a protein of 232 amino acids. The record is from RefSeq and is a predicted model, not a curated record.